This is a messenger RNA of Penicillium alfredii, 2049 nucleotides long. It is a transcript of the gene agd3, whose product is annotated as putative extracellular serine-rich protein. NCBI's taxonomy places the organism in Eukaryota, Fungi, Ascomycota, Eurotiomycetes, Eurotiales, Aspergillaceae. Bases 1 to 2049 code for a protein of 682 amino acids. The transcript is spliced from 2 exons. The record is from RefSeq and is a predicted model, not a curated record. Gene Ontology annotation, biological process: carbohydrate metabolic process.
AUGUCUUCAACUCCCGUUUCCAUCUCGGCUGCCGCCUCUGCGAGCGCAAUCGGACAUGCCAGCAUUGCUGCCAAUAUCCUGGUUAUUGCCAGAGAUUCCGCAGCCGCUUCUGUGGCUUCUUCUGGUCUCAAUGGCUAUGGCAUUCCAUUCACCACCCUCUUGGUUCCAAAGACCGGCGUGACUCUUCCAGCGCUAAAUUCCAGCUCCGGAGGAAAUUUCGGGGGAAUUGUCAUUGCCUCCGAAGUCAGCUACGACUUUGGAACCGAGGGAUUCCAAAGCGCGCUGACCACCGACCAAUGGAACCAGCUGUAUGCUUACCAGCUUGAAUACGGUGUCCGCAUGGUGCAAUACGAUGUCUACCCCGGUCCUAACUAUGGAGCCACUGCAGUUGGCAACGGAUGCUGCAACACUGGCGUUGAGCAGCUGAUAUCUUUCACGGACACCAGCGCCUUCCCGUCGGCCGGUCUGAAGAUCGGCGCGGGCGUUAGCACUGAAGGGCUCUGGCAUUACCCGGCCACUAUCAGCAACACUACAACUACCAAGGCGAUUGCGAAGUUUGCUUCCAAUUCGGUUACCUCGACUGAUACUACAGCUGCGGUUAUCAACAACUUCGACGGGCGCGAGCAGAUGGCUUUCUUCAUUGGUGCUGACACCACAUGGAGCGCCACUUCCAACUACUUGCAGCACGCAUGGAUCACCUGGAUGACUCGUGGUCUUUACGCUGGAUACCGCCGGGUCAAUUUGAACACCCAGAUCGAUGACAUGUUCCUCGAAACCGAGAUCUACAAGCCCAAUGGAACAAAUUUCCGAAUCCGUGUUUCCGACAUGAAUGGAAUCUCGACUUGGGUCACCAGCAUCAAUGCCAAGAUGAAUGCCGGCAGCUCAUACUUUGUGGAAGUCGGCCACAACGGCAAUGGCAAUAUUGAAAAUGCCUCCAACACCGAUGCAGGUUACACGGCAUGCAAUGGAGGCGGCAUAGAGUACGACUCGCCUGCAGACACCGAGCUCGAGUGGAAGAAGCCUCUGGGCACUGGCACGAAUCUGUGGCCGGCAUCGCCAACUGCGUAUAACUGGACCGGCGCAUGCACGAAAAUGGACGACCUCUUGGUCUGGUGGACCACUGAAAGCAACCUCAACAGCUUCGGCCACAUCUCGCACACCUUCACGCACGAGGAACAGAACAACGCCACCUACGCGGAUGUCUACAAGGAGAUUAGCUUCAACCAGGCUUGGCUCAAGCAGGUUGGCAUCGACAAGGCCAAGUACUUCACCUCCAAUGGCAUCAUCCCGCCGGCUAUCACGGGUCUUCACAACGGAGACGCGCUGCGUGCCUGGUGGGAGAACGGGAUCAAGAACUGUGUGGGCGACAACACUCGCCCCGCUCUUCUGAACACCAAGAAUGCCAUGUGGCCGUACUUUACCACCACCGAUAGUGACGGCUUUGCGGGAAUGCAGGUCAACCCUCGGUGGGCGACACGUAUCUACUACAACUGCGACACCCCAGGCUGCACUCUGCAAGAGUGGAUCGACACUUCUGCUGGUAGCGGCACAUUCGAGGACCUGCUGGCGACCGAAAAGGCCGACACGAUGCGCCACCUCUUUAGUCUCGCGCACGAUCCCUACAUGUUCCACCAGGCCAAUCUGCGCAACGCCGACGUGGACCCGAUUACUAUCAACGGGGUGUCAGCCAAGUACUCUAUUUUCCAGGCCUGGGUCGAGACGCAGGUACAGGAGUUUGUGCGUCUGGCCGAGUGGCCCCUGGUUACCGUGACCCACGAGAAGAUGUCUGCUCAAUUCCUGGACCGUUAUACUCGAGAUGCUUGUGGUUAUUCUCUCAGCUAUACCACCAGCAACCAGAAAAUUACUGGUGUGACGGUCUCUGCAAAGGAUGCCAGCUGCGGCUCUCCCAUCCCUGUCACUUUCCCUGUUGCCCCGACUAAUACCCAGGGGCUCACUACCGAGCAGCUGGGGAAGGACCCCCUGACUGUGUGGGUGCAGCUUUCCGGGUCACCAGUGACAUUUACUCUGUCGACCCCGAUUGCACUGUAG